Messenger RNA from Solenopsis invicta (red fire ant), 2392 nucleotides. RefSeq names its product endocuticle structural glycoprotein SgAbd-1. The transcript is spliced from 3 exons. The coding region runs from base 193 to 642 and encodes 149 amino acids. Gene Ontology annotation, molecular function: structural constituent of chitin-based larval cuticle. Lineage: Eukaryota; Metazoa; Arthropoda; Insecta; Hymenoptera; Formicidae. The record is from RefSeq and is a predicted model, not a curated record. Gene Ontology annotation, cellular component: chitin-based extracellular matrix.
UAAAACCUCACCGACUACCUAAGCUCGUGUCUCUGAUUGCAGUUAGCCCAAGAGUUUCGUACGUGGCUUUUCGGAAGGUCCGAGUGUGUCCCGCACGCAGUGUAAUUAUUCGCUGCCACGCAAGUGCGCACCGAUUCGCCGAUAAUAAUCGAGAAAUUGUCGUCUGGCUUUCGGAAUACGUCAAAAACCAUCAUGAAUACCCUCAUAUUGCUGCUCGGUCUGACGACGAUGGCGUACGCACAGUUCAGCAGGUUCACGACUCCGUAUCCUGCACAACCGUCGCAAUAUUAUAAUCCCAAUUAUUACGGCCGGCCUUUCUACGCCAUACUGCGACAAACGCAAGACUCCUCGCCGGACGGAUCGUAUUCUUACAGCUACGACACGGAAAAUGGCAUCUCCGUAGCGGAGACGGGACAGCCGAAGAAUCUUGGGCCGAACCAGAUCGAGGCGGUCAGAGGUCAAUACAGUUACACGGCCCCAGACGGUACUCCGAUUCUGGUCACUUAUACAGCCGAUGAGAACGGCUUUGUGGCGAGCGGCGCUCAUCUGCCGACACCGCCGCCGAUACCAAUAGAGAUACAACGCGCCCUGGCGCAUAAUGCGGCUCAUCCCGAAGAGGAGGAUCCUUACAGGAGAUAUUAGAAAUAGCUACACUAGGAUUGCUCCCAACGCUUUGAUAUAUCGACGUGGAACGACAUGACACCGUUUUUUCUGAUAUCAAUCAUAUUUUUCUGUUAUAUUACUCGUUGUCUACGAGAAAUUCUUUUUUUGAAGAGGGUGAUUUCUUGGCUACUGAUUCCCAAAACGUCAAAAGCAAAAAAACGUAUGUCUUCAUUUUUGAAAAUUGGAAUACUUUUGUCGUAUGGUUGUUCCACGAUCGUUAUAUCGAUGAUCAACCUGUGAGCAGUGCUAGUGUCUACCUUGUGCGUGCAAGACAAGGCACGAUUAGGCGAGACGACGGGACGCGAGAUCGAGGAGUACAAAAGCAAAGUGAGGAUAAGAGAACGAAAGAAAUGAAUUCUUUAUUCGUCAGUCGAUUCAGAAGAGUCCCUUUUAACAAGCAAAUUUUAUACUUAACGAUUACAAAAUUUCGACCAAUAAUGGUUGUAAAUAAAAGCGAAAAAAUUCUCUCGCGAAAUUCUGGAACGUUUCAUUAUUUUAAUUAAAACUUAUUUUCUCCGCUCGGAAUACAUCGGCGCAACGGGGAUUGCUAUUGGAGUGCAACUUGUUCUGCGUCGAUGUCUCAAGAAAUCGCGACACGAGAAGCCGUAAAACCGUUCUGUAAUUUAUGCACGGCCGAUAAUACGACUGCCAUCAAAGAGAUAAAAUAAAAUGUUGGACAGAAUUAUUGUACAUUGCAUGCGCUAUGCGCGGCAUGCUAUGUUCAGUGAAGUUCAGCAUUAUUAUAUAAGAUGACACGAUAGUAUCUUAAAUAUGAAUUACGCAAGACCGCCUUGCCUUAUUCAAGAAAGAUCAAUAUAUUACGGGAGUUUAUGUUGAGCGGCGCAAUUUGCGGAUCGAAUUAUUUCUUUAUCUCUAUAACGAUGAGACUUAAUCUGAAAAUUUACGUUUAUAAUAGACCCGUAAAUAAAUAAUAUUACGGUGCGUAAUGCACGUCCCAAUUAACCGGAAUUCGUACUCGUUCUUGAGAAUUUCGCUCGUCGCCUGAACGUGCCUUAAACCCUGAACAGUAUAAACAGCACUCGUGCGAGCAUACGAAAUUCUGUGUACCUUGGAGCAACAAGCAUGUGUAUCGCGCGGAGUUCGGAAAUUAACUUUGUCGGCUUGUAUAAAAUUUGCAGGUGAAACGAUAAUCUCUUAUACUUAUAUAAAUUUAAGAAUUGAAAUUUUCCGUCAGAAUUCUGUUAUGCUGUUCAGGGUUAGCCGACUAAUCAACGAUAUUCCGGAUGUUUCUGGAAGACUUGCCGAAAUACGAAGUGUACCGCUUCGCUUUACUUUGAUCCUAACACGAAGAGAUUACGUCCAACUGACGAUCGUGCGAUCGAGGCCCUGCGUGUCCCUCGCGAGCGUCUCGCGCCUCCACGUUCUCCGCUCGGCGAGAAGCGGCGGAGACGGUUGGAAGGAGCGGAAUCGCGGUGCAGGUGCCCGAUGCGACAAUAUGUCAUAUCAUAAUUGUGCUGUAAUGUAUCAUGCUAUGGCUAUUAAAUCGUUUAAUUGCGCAUGCUUCUCCGCGUAUUCUGAGUAUCACGUGCCCAUAAUUACAACGCGUCGUCGAGGUAUUCAGGUAUUAAAGGGUUCGCUCUCGUCCUGUGCCUUUAACACGAUUUUUAACAAAACCCGGGCAUGAAUGCCGUACAAUAAUAAUAAAUUAUUUUAAUACGCAAGAUAGACUAUCCUUUUGUUCAGCAAUAAUAAUGUUAAUUUAUAACAA